GAGACCAACGUGGUUGGAGCAUGGAUGGAUUAGUAUAGAGCUGGAGCUCCGUGUGGCGUUAGUGCUUUACUGUUUCUGCUGAUGUUUGUGCAGUUUAUAGAGAAAUGACUGAGAGUUUAGCAGAGGCGGCAGCUCAGCCCGUGAAAGAGCUGCUGGCGCUAAACCCCAAUCAGGAGACCGAGUUUAAGAAGAAGGUGCAGGAGGUGAAGAAGAGGAAGAAGAAGUCAGGCCAGCGGAGUCGUCUGACUCCAGGAGUAGUCUACGUGGGUCACCUUCCACUGGGCCUGUUUGAGCCGCAGCUGAAAUCUUACUUUGAACAGUUUGGGAAGGUCUUGAGGCUGCGGCUAUCGAGAAGCAAAAAGACUGGUGGAAGCAAAGGCUAUGCCUUUGUAGAGUACGACUGUGAUGAAGUAGCGAAAAUUGUGGCGGACACAAUGAACAACUAUCUAAUGGGGGAGAGAAUCAUCAAAUGUCAUGUAAUGCCACCAGAGAAAGUGCACGAGAAGCUGUUUGAUGGCUCCCAAAAAGUAUUUAAAAAGCCCUCACGUCCUGCUGUGACGAGGUACAACAAGGAGCGUACGGCCGAGCAACUGGAGAAGAUGAAAAGCAAACUCCUCCGGAAAGAAUCGAAGCUCCGCAAGAGGCUGGCCGCACAUGGCAUCGAGUACGACUUCCCAGGCUUUGCAGCACAGAUGCCCCUGAAGAAAAAGUCCUCUGACUCCAUGGAUGCAUCGACGUGUAGUAAUGACACCACACCGUUGUGCACCCCCUCCCUCCUGGAGAGGAGGAAGUCCAUGAUCGUCAACGAUGAGGAUGUUGAUGACGAGAUCGUCGUUAAGAUUCCGGCUGCAGAGAAAGAUGAAGAGGGCUCCUCUUCGGAGGAGGAGGAGGAGGGGGAGGAGGAAGAGGAAGGUGGUGAUGAUGAUGAAGAAAAUUCAGAGUGCGAAGAACUCUCUGAAGAGGACACAGAGGAGAAGUGAACUGUGUUAUUGUGGACUGAGGCUGUCGGAGCAGACGCAUCAGGAUUCCUGGAGAGGGAUGGAACAGCUUUGAACUGUGAUGAAUCACAGUGUUUUUUUGUGUGUGGAAAUAACAUGACUGUGUAGAAAGAUAAGUGUCCACUGUAAUUGUGAGGUGCAAGAUUGUGAAGCAUCAUGAGUAAUGCUCACAAAUGAUAAAUCUUGGUCAUGAGUCUGUUUUAUGGGCAGCAGCUGUGCCUGGACUUGUUUGGAAAAAGGCACAAAGUUUUGCGUCCGUGUCUGAGCAGACGUUUCCUUUCAGAGCUGCAGUGUUGAUUGAAAAAUGCAACAUUGCAGCAACAUUUUCCUUUACUUUAUAACCACACUCACACUCUCUGAACGCCUGGUUGAACUUCCAUGAAUCUCAUGGUCUUUAAAAAUAAACAUUAUCAAAGUAUA
Molecule: messenger RNA, 1418 nt
Organism: Solea solea (common sole)
Lineage: Eukaryota; Metazoa; Chordata; Actinopteri; Pleuronectiformes; Soleidae
Gene: nifk
Product: nucleolar protein interacting with the FHA domain of MKI67
Exons: 6
Coding region: 105-980 (291 amino acids)
Biological process (GO): maturation of LSU-rRNA from tricistronic rRNA transcript (SSU-rRNA, 5.8S rRNA, LSU-rRNA)
Cellular component (GO): nucleolus
Molecular function (GO): RNA binding
Source: RefSeq, a predicted model, not a curated record